Rotaria sordida is the source of this 1347-nucleotide messenger RNA. The record is from the annotation of a GenBank genome assembly. NCBI's taxonomy places the organism in Eukaryota, Metazoa, Rotifera, Eurotatoria, Philodinida, Philodinidae.
AUGGCUAAUUUGCCAGAUACUGAAAAAAAAUCAACCGUUGAAUCGAGUGUACCAUCUGAAGAUGAUGAUGGAGUGGACCCUCGAGUUCAAAUUGAAUUAGAACGAUUAAAUCAUGCAAAUGAAGCAAUUAAUCAUUUAGAAUUACAACUUGAUGAAGCACGAAAAAAUCUCAAAGAAUUUUGUGAUACAACUGAAGAAGAAUUAAUUCAAUUAGAAAAAAAUAUUGGUUCAGCUGUAAAUAAAGCACGAAGUUAUUAUGAAGCUCGAAUUCAAUUACGACAUAAAAAAGAAGCAUUAACUAAAGCAAAACAUCGAUUUGAACGUGCACAAACUUUACAUGUUGCUGCUAAAGAAUUAGCUGUAGCUUCGGCUGAUUAUAUUGAUGAAGCUGAAAAAUCAAAUCAAAAUCCAGAAAAAUGGAGUGAAACAUAUGGUCAUGCUCUUGCAAAAGCAGCUGAUGCUGAACGAGAAAAAUAUGCAGCUGAUUCAGAUCAGCAACGUGCUGAACAAGCUUAUUCUGAAGUAGAAAAAUCAGUUGAAAAAUUACAAAAAAAUUAUCGACGUGCAAUUAAUAAAUCACAACCUUAUUAUGAAAAAAAAGCUGAAUAUCAUAAAGAAUUAGAUUUUCAAAAACGUAAAGUUUAUGGUCUUGAAAAUUGUGUUAAUGAAGCUAAAGCACAAUAUCAAGAAUCAUUACGUAAUCUUGAAAAAAUAAGUAAUGAAAUUCAUGCACAACGAAACCAAGGAAAAUUACCACUUGAACCUAAUGAACGAAUAGAUGGUGCCGGUGAAGAACAAAACAAAUUACCAUCAUCAAUGAUUACAUCAAGUCCAUCAUCAUCACCUAAAAUUUAUUCAACAAAACGAUUAAAUCGUCCUGAACAAUUACUUCGUUCAUGUUUACUUCGUACAGAAGUAUUACCAGCUGGAAUAUUUGCUAAUACAAGUGGUCGUACGUCACCUGAAAAUGAUGAAAUAACACCAACAAAUUUUAAUGAUCAAUUUAUUCUUUCUUCACAACAACCACCACAAAUUGUUAUUAUUAAUUCAGAUACAGAAUCAAAAAACAUGUUUCAUCAUACUCAUCAAAGAAAAAUAAGUGAUGAUUAUUCAUCACAAAUAACUGAUGAUGAAGAUGAUAGAACAGGUUCUCUUCAUGUUCUAACUGAUGAACAACUUGAACAUUUAGCUUCUGUUUAUCAUCCUCUUCCACCACCACCAUCAUCAUCAUCAUCAUCAUCUGAGACAGACACAAUCGACGAACUUCUUUUACAGUUAAAAAACUCGAAAUUACAGGCUACAACAUUUUUUCGUAAUCUUUUUAAAAAUAAUACUAUACAAAAAUGA